Aptenodytes forsteri (emperor penguin) is the source of this 369-nucleotide messenger RNA. RefSeq names its product zinc finger and BTB domain-containing protein 22-like. Gene Ontology annotation, biological process: regulation of transcription by RNA polymerase II. The transcript has a single exon. NCBI's taxonomy places the organism in Eukaryota, Metazoa, Chordata, Aves, Sphenisciformes, Spheniscidae. The record is from RefSeq and is a predicted model, not a curated record. The annotation marks the transcript as partial. Gene Ontology annotation, molecular function: RNA polymerase II cis-regulatory region sequence-specific DNA binding; DNA-binding transcription factor activity, RNA polymerase II-specific; protein binding.
AUCACCAGCGCCUUGUUGGCCAACCUCAACCAGCAACGGGUGGAGGGGAAGCUCUGCGACAUCUCCAUCCACGUGCAGGGCCGGGUUUUCCGCGCCCACCGCGCCGUCUUGGCCGCUUCCUCGCCCUACUUCCACGACCAGGUCCUGCUGAAGAACAUGACCUCCAUCGUCCUGCCCAGCGUCAUGGACCCCGGCGCCUUCGAGACCGUCUUGGGGUCGGCCUACACCGGCCGCCUCUCCAUGGCCCCCGAGGAGAUCGUCAACUUCUUGACGGUGGGGAGCGUCCUCCAGAUGUGGCACAUCGUGGACAAGUGUACCGAGCUCCUCAAGGAAGGCCGGGCCGCCCCGGCGCCGCCGGGACCUUCCUCC